AGGAGCUUCAGCGCCCGCCGCCCAGUUGGGGGAGCUUCUGCGGGCUGCACUAGAUAAGGGGCAAGAAACGGCCCGUUGGCCCGGGGUGGAGCCGCACUAGCCACAUUGGCUUCUUUUUUCCUUUAGCUCGCAGGUAGCCUCUUAGAAGUCUGCUUGCCAACAUGUUGCUGUUCGUGGCCUCUCUGUGGCUCCUGGCAGCCCUUGCAAACGCCCGCAGUGUCCCCUUCUUCCCUCCUCUCUCUCAGGACUUGGUGAACUAUGUUAACAAACUCAACACUACCUGGCAGGCUGGGCAUAACUUUCACAAUGUAGACAUGAGUUACGUGAAAAAGUUAUGUGGUACAUUCUUGCACGGCCCCAAACUUCCAGCAAGGUUAGAGUUUGUAGGUGACAUGGAUUUACCUGAUAGCUUUGACUCCAGGCAGCAGUGGCCAAACUGUCCAACAAUUAAUGAGAUCAGAGAUCAAGGUUCUUGUGGCUCUUGCUGGGCAUUUGGUGCAGUGGAAGCCAUUUCAGACCGAGUUUGUGUUCACACCAAUGCCAAAGUGAAUGUGGAGAUCUCUGCUGAAGACUUACUGUCUUGUUGUGGUUUUGAAUGUGGGAUGGGGUGUAAUGGAGGCUAUCCUACGGGUGCAUGGCAGUACUGGACUGAAAAGGGCUUGGUAUCUGGUGGGCUUUAUGACUCUCAUAUUGGCUGCAGGCCAUAUUCUAUCCCACCCUGUGAGCACCACAUCAAUGGAUCCCGACCUCCAUGCACGGGUGAAGGUGGCGACACCCCCAAAUGUGUGAAGCAGUGUGAAGCAGGCUACGCUCCAUCAUACCAGCAUGACAAACACUUUGGAGUUACCUCUUACAGUGUCCCUCGCAGUGAAAAGGAAAUAAUGGCAGAGAUCUACAAGAAUGGGCCAGUGGAGGGAGCUUUUUCAGUGUAUGCUGACUUCCUCAUGUACAAAUCAGGCGUCUAUCAGCAUGUCUCUGGAGAAGAAGUUGGAGGUCACGCUAUCCGAAUCCUUGGCUGGGGGGUAGAAGAUGGUACCCCUUACUGGUUGGCAGCUAAUUCCUGGAACACAGACUGGGGUGAUAAUGGCUACUUUAAAAUCCUACGAGGACAGGACCACUGCGGAAUCGAAUCUGAGAUUGUUGCCGGCAUCCCAAGGACGGACCGCUACUGGAAUAGCCUGUAGCGUUCUUCUGAACCCAGACUGUCUUUUUUUAAUUCUACAAAUCAUUGGAGUUAAUCAUACCUGUGGAGUUGCCAGCUAUGGCUGCAAAGCCUGAGUUCAGAGAAGACAUUUUAGACUUCAGCUUCUUUUAUUAAAGUUUUGUUUUUAAAAAAUGUAUAAUACUGUGCUCUCUGGCAGUCACGCUCUUCAGCUGGAGUGGCAGGGUCACUUGUUUGUGUUGAAUGUACAAGGUUAUGGCUGCUUGAUGGACAAAAUGGCAGACAAGAUAUAGAGAUAAACCUGACCUUACAAAAUGGGGAUUCUUUGUGGGAAAUCUUUCUUUUUCUCUUGAUGGAAUUUGGGGCAUAGACUACCUUCUCUGACAGAAAAGGCAGUAGCAAAAGAGCAUGCAUUCCACAGGAGAAGUUCUACUGUGUGGUGAAGUAGUGACCUCAAAGAUCUUGUAUGCUGCUCUUUGGGAUAUGGCUGAGGAAGAGAGGUGCCACCGUCUUGCAUCCCAAGCCCACAGUAGAACUGCACCCUGGCUUUUGUAUGUACCUGCUUGGAGAAGAGUUGAUGGCAAGGCCUCCAUAGCUCUGCUCCUUGCUAUUAGAUAGAAGUGUUGCUAAGCCCGCUCGAGUCUCUUACAGAAGCCAUAUGUUAGUCCUGUAAGAUGCAGAGGGGACAGGAGUUAGCUCCUAAUAUGGAAAAUAGGGGUUAAAACUUGAGUAUCCUUGGAACAGUCUCUCAGCCUAGCCUGUUCAAAAUCAUGCUUGUAAGGACUACAAAAGGUCCCAGGAUAGGGAAGGGGACUAUAUGCAAGUUGAAAAACUGUCGAUUUUUUGAUAGUGCACUGACAAUGGAUGCCACUAACCUACUCCUAGAUUCACUCAACAUACAUAUGCAUGUGAACACUUCAUGCUUUGCAACAGCACCUUGCUAAGCAUCUUCAUAUAGCGCUACUGGGAUGUAGUUCAGGACAUAUAGGCAGACAAAUUAAAUAAAAUUCCUUUUUUGGACUGAGUUACUGCUUCAGGAGGGGGAGCAUUAGGUGUGAUGAACUAAUCUAGCUCUUAUUCACUAGUUAUGCAGUUUGUAUGAAUAUUGCUUUGUGGCUGCCCCAAUUGAGCCAGUCAUCAUCUUUUCUUGGUGUUUUUUAAGCAAGAAUCCUCUAAAGCUAGGGAGUCUAUACAAGUGAUCAUAUUGCUCUGGAGCGGGGUAACUUGCUCACCUGUGUCGUACCAUUGAGGAGUAAAGAAGAGUCAACUACUUCACAGCUUGAACAGAGUAGUUACAGAACAAACAAAACUGUGUUGAGAGAGCUCUCAGUCUGCAUAGGCAGAGGGGGUGGGGGGAAGAGUCCGGUUUUGAUUUUCCUUGUGCGAGUGUUCUGUCUGCACAGUGGCUACUUCUUUCUUGCUGAUUUAGCCCUUCCCAUUAUGUAGCAAAGUGCCAUUUUGUAUAACUAUAAAUUCUGCCUUAACAGUG
This is a messenger RNA of Eublepharis macularius, 2651 nucleotides long. RefSeq names its product cathepsin B (gene CTSB). The record is from RefSeq and is a predicted model, not a curated record. Gene Ontology annotation, biological process: regulation of catalytic activity. Bases 162 to 1184 code for a protein of 340 amino acids. NCBI's taxonomy places the organism in Eukaryota, Metazoa, Chordata, Lepidosauria, Squamata, Eublepharidae. Gene Ontology annotation, cellular component: lysosome. Gene Ontology annotation, molecular function: cysteine-type endopeptidase activity. The transcript is spliced from 10 exons.